UGCACAUGCGAACACAUCUUCUUUAGGUCCAAACUCUAUCACUUCUUAUCACUCGAAACAAGCCGUGCAGUCUAACACAUUAGACCAGGUUCUGCUUUCAACAGCUCUCGUUGAAGUCUGUAAUAAUAACAAUACAUACAUAGUUGCGCGCGCCCUGCUCGAUAGUGGGAGCCAACGAUGUUUUGUUACAGAAUCGUUAUGUAAAAAAUUACACUUACCUACUAUACAGUCCACUCUCAAUAUAUCGGGGAUAGGUAACAGUGUCAUGUGUUCAGAACAGUCCUGUGACCUUGUCAUACGUUCGAGAUUUAACGAUUUUAGUAGACGUUUAAAUUGUUCCGUUUUACCUAAAAUUACGUUUUGUUUACCAAAUAGUCGUUUAGAUUUCAAUUCGUUUCAAAUCCCGCAAAACGUUAAACUUGCGGACCCAGACUACUAUGUACCCUCUGAAAUAGAUAUUUUGAUCGGAGCGGAUGUGUUCUGGGAUUUAUUACAAGUAGGCUUAAUUCGUUUACCUACCGGGCCUUACCUACAAAACACGCGUUUAGGGUGGGUUAUUUCAGGUACGGUUUUAGGUAAUAAAGCAUACUCUACUAAUAACCAAACUAGUAAUAAUAAUAUUAUCUACUGUUCAUUGUCAACUUCACUCGAAGGUCAGUUGAAACGUUUUUGGGAACUAGAGGAGGUUGACAGUGGCAAGUCGGGUAAUAAUAAUACUUACACCGAAGACGAUAGGUUGUGUGAAGAUCUAUUUACUUCCACCACCAUUCGUGAUUCUGAAGGUAGAUUCGCAGUUCGAAUCCCGUUACGUGAAUCGACUGACUCGCUUGGCGAUUCGUAUGAGUCAGCGAAGAAUAGGUUUCUUUCCUUAGAAAGAAAGUUAGAUCGUGCGCCCGAACUAAAGAGCAUGUACUCCGAUUUUCUUAAGGAGUACCUAGCAUUGGGGCACAUGACGCGUAUUGAUAGAUACCUACCACCGUACUACUUCUUACCACAUCACUGCGUUCAACGGGAAAGUACCACUACAAAGCUUCGCGUAGUUUUCGACGCCGGCGCACAAACAUCGUCAGGAAAGUCGUUGAAUGACCUACAGCUGAUCGGUCCUCCGUUAUUAAACGACUUAGUAGGCAUUCUUCUCCGUUUUCGACAAUAUACUUUCGUUGCAUGCGCUGACGUCGAGAAAAUGUUCCGACAAGUACUCGUGCAGGCCGAACAACGUCAACUUCAGCUCAUUUUAUGGCGGGAUAGUAAACAAGAGCCGUUAGGUAUAUAUCAGUUGAACACCGUGACCUACGGCACCGCCUCAGCUCCGUACCUCGCGAUGAGGUGCUUACGACAGUUAGCGUUCGAAUGCGAUGACGAACUAGUUUCGUCUAAUAUAUUAAAUUCAUUUUAUUGCGACGAUUUGAUAUUUUCUCAUGAUAAUAAGCAGGAGUUGUUGACGUUGUGUGAAAACAUUAACAAGACCUUACUUUCAGGUUGUUUUCCAUUACGCAAAUGGUCGUUUAAUUUUGAUGUCAGUCCGUCGGAUAGUUUCACAAAAUCAUUAUCACUUGACAAGAAUGCGCAAUGUAAAACACUAGGUUUGGGUUGGUGUAAUAGUAGCGAUGAAUUGCAUUUUAAAACUAAUUUAAAUAUCGAUGUUGACGUUUCACAACUAACUAAAAGAAAAAUCCUCUCGUUUAUAUCUCAAAUCUAUGACCCGCUGGGGUUAUUAACGCCAGUUAUAAUUACUACAAAAAUACUUAUACAAAAGUUAUGGCUUUAUAAAAUCGGAUGGGAUGAUCCUGUGUCUUCUGAUUUGGCGUGUUUAUUUAGUAAAAUUGUCAGUUCUUUUCAAUACUUACCUCAAAUACGCGUUCCGCGACACGUUACCACGAAACACGUACAAUACCUACAGUUGCAUAUAUUCACCGAUGCUUCACAGGACGCGUAUGGCGCCUGUGCGUACAUUCGUAGCGUUAGUACAUCUAAUGAACCCGUCGUUAAAUUGUUGUGUGCGAAAAGUAAGGUCGCACCUCUGAAGCCGGUAAGCAUACCGCGACUCGAGUUGUGUGGCGCGCUAGUAGGCGCGCGUCUUUAUAAGAAGAUUAUUGAAUCCAUUAAUUUAACAUUUAAUAAUACGUAUUUUUGGACAGAUUCAACUAUUGUUUUAGGUUGGUUGCGUACUCACCCUAUUGCGUUGAAAACUUUCGUUCAAAAUAGAGUAGUCGAAAUUAAUGACUUGACUUCUGGUUGUACCUGGUCACAUGUAAGCGGCGUACUUAACCCAGCUGAUAUGUUAACUCGCGGGGUAAACUUACCUGAACUAGUCCACAAGGACUUGUGGUGGAACGGUCCCGGGUUCAUUCUCGACGGUAACCUAGAGAAAUAUAACUUACCUGACAUACCUAGUGACUUACCUGAGUUGAAACCUGACAAAGUAGUUGGUUUACAUGCGUCGUGCAAUUCGUUUCCUUUUGACAAAUUUUCUUCUUUCGUUCGUAUGACACGAUGUGUUGCGUAUAUGUUGCGUUUUAUUCACAACACUCGUCAUAAAACUAAUCACAUACAAGGUGCGUUAUCAGUCGAGGAAUUACGUAGAUCUACUAUUCUACUCGCGAGACUAAGUCAAAUAGAUUCAUUCCCGGAUGAGUAUAAGUCCUUAUCGAUUAAAUCGUCAAAUAUAAAAUAUUCGCGUAAUAUGUCGGGACUUAAUUUAUUUUUCUGUGAUGAUUUGGUUAUUAGAGUGGGAGGUAGGUUGGGUAACUCCGAUGAGUUUACCUACGAUAAAAAGCACCCUAUACUAAUCUGUAGUAAACAUAAGUUUACUUCGCUUUUGUUUGAGUUCAAGCAUAAAUACCUACUUCACGCGGGUCCGCAAUCGUUGCUCGCUACCAUCCGCGAAGAAUGGUGGCCACUCGGUGGUAGGAAUUUAGCUAGGUCUACAGUUCAAAGGUGUUUGCGUUGCGUUAGAAUGAAAGGUAAAACGUUAAGCCCAAUAAUGGGCAACUUACCGUCUAGCCGGUUAAAACCGGGUUUUCCGUUCUUGAUCACGGGCACAGACUAUUGCGGUCCUGUUCACAUUUUGAACCGUCAAGGCAAGGGUUCGCGGUUAAUUAAAUGUUAUAUUUGUAUUUUUGUUUGUUUUGCUACUCGAGCGCUCCAUCUCGAACUGGUGACAACUCUGACAACUAAUGGGUAUCUUCUUUGUCUUAAGAGAUUUAUAUCGCGCAGGGGUAAACCUGCUGUCAUUUACUCAGAUAAUGGGAAAAAUUAUGUAGGUGCUGCCAAAGAUUUAGGAGAUUUUCUAGCUAACAAUUCAGCAACGUUGAUGGAUAGCAUGGCUGGGGAUGAAAUUUCUUUUAAAUUUAUUCCUCCCUACUCGCCUCAUUUUGGUGGUUUGUGGGAGGCAGGAGUACGGUCCUGCAAGUAUCACCUGCGACGCGUUGUAGGUAACAGUAACCUCACGUUUGAGGAAUUCUACACGGUAUUGGUACAAGUCGAGGCCGUUCUCAACUCGCGUCCGCUGACACCUCUAUCAAGCGAUCCCAAUGACCUGCUGGCAUUGACACCGGCACACUUUUUGAUUGGUCGUCCACUCACCACACCAAUCUGCGAGGACAUCACUGACGCUGCCACCUACCGCUUGCCGCGAUAUGACCGGAUCGAACAAAUGCGCCAACAUUUUUGGCAGAGAUGGUCAAAGGAAUUCGUUAGUGAACUACAAACUCGCACUAAGUGGCAGAAGAAUAAAGGCGAUUUGAACGAGAACACACUUGUUCUUAUUAAAGAAGAAAACCAGCCCCCACUGAAGUGGCGACUAGGACGAGUGUUGGCGGUACACACCGGUAAAGAUGGCGUCUCUCGAGUGGCCAAAAUCCGGACAGCUUCGGGGGAAAUCUUACGCAGCUUCAGCAAGAUCUGCCCACUGCCUGUCGACAUCACUCCUACUGAAAACCAAGUUUCCAGGGGGGGAGCAUGUUAACGCCGCGAGCCAGCGACGACGCACCGUGCGGGGGCCGGGGGAAAGGGAUGCCGCGACGCCAGCGCGCUGCAUGCGAGCGGCAGCGGCGACACUCGCCGAUCGCAACGGCCGAGCGCAGUCGUGUUUUUUUUAUUUUUAGUUUUGAUUAAUUAUUUUGAUAUUUUUAGUUUAUUAUUCAAUAAAAAAUCACAACCACAA
Molecule: messenger RNA, 4165 nt
Organism: Spodoptera frugiperda (fall armyworm)
Lineage: Eukaryota; Metazoa; Arthropoda; Insecta; Lepidoptera; Noctuidae
Exons: 1
Coding region: 266-3967 (1233 amino acids)
Biological process (GO): DNA integration
Molecular function (GO): nucleic acid binding
Source: RefSeq, a predicted model, not a curated record